Messenger RNA from Saccostrea cuccullata (small rock oyster), 1030 nucleotides. RefSeq names its product N-acetylneuraminate lyase-like. The annotation marks the transcript as partial. The transcript has 10 exons. Gene Ontology annotation, molecular function: N-acetylneuraminate lyase activity. The record is from RefSeq and is a predicted model, not a curated record. Gene Ontology annotation, biological process: N-acetylneuraminate catabolic process. Lineage: Eukaryota; Metazoa; Mollusca; Bivalvia; Ostreida; Ostreidae.
CUUCUGUUGCAGAUGUUUAAGAAUUUUAAGGUUGUUGGAUCUGUUGCUGCGCCAUUUACUCCCUUUCACAGUAAUGGAGAAAUCAACUAUGACAAAUUUGGAGAGUAUGUGGAUUACUUAACAACUCAUCAUUUUCAAUACGCUUUUGUGAACGGAACGUUAGCGGAAGGAAUGUCUAUGACGUUAGAAGAAAGGAAAAAAGUAGCCGAGGCGUGGAUGAAAGCAUCAAAAGGAAAAGUGAAAAUUAUUCUGCAUGUUGGAACGAGCAAUAUCAAAGAUUCCCAAGAACUAGCUAGACAUGCCAGCUCUAUAGGAGUAGAAGCAAUAGCAUCCCUUUGUCCUUCAUUCUUCAAACCAGCCAAUGAAGAAAUAUUAGUGGACUGUAUGUGUGAGAUCGCUAGCGCUGCUCCAAAUGUACCGUUCUUCUAUUAUUGCAUCAACUUUGUUACGGGAAUCUACUUGAGUCCUUCAAAAUUUCUCUCGCUGGCUAAAGACAGAAUACCGAAUUUGGUAGGGCUGAAGCAUUCGUCAAGGGAACUACCAAACGCCUAUAACUGUACUCUGGUAGAUCCUAAAUGUUUCCAAGUCUUGAUGGGAACAGAUUCGCAAUUUUUGCCCUACUUCACGCUAGGCAUCGACGUUCCUGUGACAGCACCAUACAUGGGAACAUUAUUCUACAAAUUAAAAAAAGCAUAUGAUUCUGGAGACGUGAAAACAGCAGAAACUAUACAAGCUCGCAUAUUUGAACUGAAUAAUAUACGUGGAGAUUAUGGAGCUGGAGUAGAGAUAGCCAAGGCCAUGUUUGGUAUCAUUAGUGGGAUUGACAUAGGCCCAGUGAGACUGCCAAUCACACGACUUACAGAAGACAAAUUCAACAUGCUGAAGAAAGAUUUGGCAGCCUUUGGUCCUGUAGAAUGAAACAACCAUUAAGGAGCAUUAUAUUUCCCCUUUUAUUCAUUAUUAUUCAGUAACAUGCAUUUGAUUUAUAUUUACAUGUAUUUGAUUCUAUUGAUAAAUAUGCUGAUUAUAA